This is a messenger RNA of Myotis lucifugus (little brown bat), 1155 nucleotides long. RefSeq names its product distal-less homeobox 2 (gene DLX2). The transcript is spliced from 3 exons. The record is from RefSeq and is a predicted model, not a curated record. Gene Ontology annotation, molecular function: DNA-binding transcription factor activity, RNA polymerase II-specific; RNA polymerase II cis-regulatory region sequence-specific DNA binding. The coding region runs from base 499 to 1155 and encodes 218 amino acids. NCBI's taxonomy places the organism in Eukaryota, Metazoa, Chordata, Mammalia, Chiroptera, Vespertilionidae. Gene Ontology annotation, biological process: cell differentiation; negative regulation of transcription by RNA polymerase II; embryo development.
CCCGCCCGCCUGGCGAUCCUGGGCGCUCGUAGCCCCGCGGGCUGGGGCUUCUGAUUGGCUGUUGCUAGGUGACGUUGCCUGGGUUCACGUGACAAGUGUUAAAUGCCCACCCUGCAGGAGCCCGCCCCGCAGACAAUCGUAAAGCCGCAGCGGGCUGCUCACCUGCUCCCGCCUCCCGGAGCCCCCGGCCCAGCCCCGCCACCCCCGACCCCCCUCCACUGCCGGCCCCGCCCGAGCCUACGUCGGGCAAGAAGCCGAACGGGCCGAGAGGCGGAAAGAGGAUGAGGCCGACGGCGGCUGUCCCGAGCUGUGCACUGUGAUCGCCUCCCCCGGAGGAGGAGUUGCCUAGGCUAGACCAUUGCCACAUUUCUUGUUUUCCUUCCUACCCACCCACCCCGGUAUUACAUUGGCUGCUGGAGGGGACCGGGAGAGACGGAGGAGGCGCCUCGCUUCCCCCCUCGCGCCCGCCACCCCUGCUCUUCCCCGUCCCGGGCCAGGAUGACUGGAGUCUUUGACAGUUUGGUGGCUGAUAUGCACUCGACCCAGAUCACGGCCUCCAGCACGUUCCACCAGCCCCAGCAGCCCCCGAGCGGAGGCGGCGCGGGGCCCGGCAGCAGCCUUCACAAGCCCCAGGAGUCGCCGACCCUCCCGGUGUCCACGGCUACCGACAGCAGCUACUACACCAACCAGCAGCACCCGGCGGGCGGCGGCGGCGGCGGGGGCUCGCCCUACCCGAACAUGGGUUCCUACCAGUACCACGCCAGCGGCCUCAGCAACGUCCCUUAUUCCACCAAGAGUGGCUACGACCUGGGAUACACCGCCUACACCUCUUACGCGCCCUAUGGGACAAGUUCGUCCCCGGCCAACAACGAACCUGAGAAAGAGGACCUGGAGCCCGAAAUUCGGAUCGUGAACGGGAAGCCAAAGAAAGUCCGGAAACCCCGCACCAUCUACUCCAGCUUCCAGCUGGCGGCUCUUCAGCGGCGUUUCCAAAAGACUCAGUACCUGGCGCUGCCCGAGCGAGCUGAGCUGGCCGCGUCCCUGGGCCUCACCCAGACUCAGGUGAGCGCUCGCGGAGUCUCAGGCACCCUGGAGAUGAAACCGUCGCUUUCGGGACAGUGGUUACUUCUGGCCCUGGAACCUGACCGAAUCUAA